ACAGGGGGCUCUGGAGGGCGUGGCGGCCGCCGUCCCGCAGCGGCCUGGGCGGGGACAGGGCCUCGGCUCCAGGCUGUAAUUUGCGAUAUAUUUGGCGGCGGCGGGCGGGAGAGCCGCGGGGCUAUAAGCGGCCGCGGGAGCCCACCCUGCACGCGCGAGUGGAGCAGGAAGCGACGGCGCUGGAACCCAUGGACACGUCGUUCCCCCGCGAGGACCCCCAGCCUCCCACGCCCCGCAAGGCCGACGGCGCGGCCCCCACGGCGCUCACGCUGGGGGCGCCGCGACCCCCGCCUCGAGACCACUUGGUCUGGUCGGUCUUCAGCACCCUCUACCUGAACCUGUGCUGCCUGGGCUUGCUGGCGCUGGCCUACUCCGUCAAGGCCCGAGACCAGAAGGUGGCUGGGGACCUGGAGGCCGCCCGGCGUUUCGGCUCCAAAGCCAAGUGCUACAACAUCCUGGCCGCCAUGUGGACACUGGUGCCCCCGCUGCUGCUCCUGGGGCUGGUGGUGACCGGCGCCCUGCACCUGGCCCGUCUGGCCAAGGACUCUGCAGCCUUCUUCAGCACCAAGUUUGACGACGGGGACUACGACUGACAGGCUGGGUCCUGACCCUGUCCUGACCUGGGCCCGAUCCCAGGACUGACCCAGGGUGCUGUCCAGGAGCGGCGCUGGCUCUCUGGAGCCUGACCCCACCCUGACCCUGGGGUCCUGCAGCCCCAGCAUGGGCACCGGCCCCAUUCAAACCCCGGGGCCUCCCCCUACCCUGGAGGGUCCCAGCCCCUAACUCUGUCCCCAGCCCGACUCCCUCCCUACUCCCCAGGCUCAGGCCCAGUUUCACAAUUAA
Lemur catta (Ring-tailed lemur) is the source of this 843-nucleotide messenger RNA. It is a transcript of the gene IFITM5, whose product is annotated as interferon induced transmembrane protein 5. Bases 189 to 593 code for a protein of 134 amino acids. Gene Ontology annotation, cellular component: plasma membrane. Gene Ontology annotation, biological process: bone morphogenesis; bone mineralization. NCBI's taxonomy places the organism in Eukaryota, Metazoa, Chordata, Mammalia, Primates, Lemuridae. The transcript has 2 exons. The record is from RefSeq and is a predicted model, not a curated record.